GUAUUAAAAAAUUGAAAGUGGGGAUUGGAGAAAAUUUGGUGUCUCCAUCUCUCCUUGCUUUCCAUCGUUGUCACUGUGAGGAUGAGUCGAGGAAACAGAAAGCAGAAGAAAGAACCCGAAGAUGAAGUUGAACAAAUGCUACGCGCCGCACAAGACGAAAUCCUCUUAAACCUCUCUCUCAAUUCCCACUUAUCUCGUCCUUCACCUUCUUCCUCAACCAUUCCCAAUCCCAAUCCUAAUCCUACUCCCGAUCCCGAACUCGACCUCAACCUGGAACGUCGAUUUCAAGCUCUCAAAACCAAAUCCAAAUCUCAACAACCGUUGGAUAUCAACGCCAGAUUCGAUGCUCUCAAAAUCAAAUCCAAUCCUGCCGGCGCCACUGUCUCUACAUCGGAAACUCAAUUUCGGUAUGAAAGUGAAGAUGAAGAGGAAGAAGAUGAAGAGGUUCAGAUUCGGAAAUUGAUUGAAUGGGCUAAAGAUUCUGCACGUCUUGAUCCUUCUCCUCCGUCGCCGUCUGUAUCCGAUGAUGAAGACCACGAUCCUCCCUCUUCCGAUGAAUCUGACGACGACGAUCAUCACCGCCGCCGCAAACCAGUCAAAAAAUAAUUUUAUUUUAUUCUUUUCGCAAUAAUUGUUGCUGGGUUCGUAUGUGUAUUAUUAUCCCCUUUUGCUAGUGAUGUAUACAUAGAUAGUAGUUAAUCACAAUCACUGUCAGAUCAUUUGAAAUGUUUGAUUUUUAAUACUGGUUGUGAUGAGAUGACAUGGUAAAACUUUUCACACCCUUGCAUUAAGAUUAAUCUCUUCUAUAUUUCUCUAUCAAGCGCAGACACUGCUUGGAUUAUGCUAGACAUGUUGUCAGACACAUAUGUGAUACAUUGAACUAUGUGAUUUGCUCAAAUUAUCAUUGGUGUUGGAAUGUCAGAGUCGGUAUAAGUUGUUUAUA
Molecule: messenger RNA, 943 nt
Organism: Medicago truncatula (barrel medic)
Lineage: Eukaryota; Viridiplantae; Streptophyta; Magnoliopsida; Fabales; Fabaceae
Exons: 1
Coding region: 82-606 (174 amino acids)
Source: RefSeq, a predicted model, not a curated record